This is a messenger RNA of Lottia gigantea (owl limpet), 2690 nucleotides long. RefSeq lists its product as hypothetical. Bases 6 to 1466 code for a protein of 486 amino acids. The transcript has a single exon. The record is from RefSeq and is a predicted model, not a curated record. Lineage: Eukaryota; Metazoa; Mollusca; Gastropoda; Lottiidae.
AAAAGAUGAAGAUCCUCGCCUUUGUUUUGUUACUGGGGUUAUCACUAGCCUUCGACCUGAACGAUCCCAAGACCAAUUUGGACAGCUUCAUCAGGACGUUUGCGACAACGGAAACGGAUGUGGAAACUGUAACGUACAUCAAUGGAACGGUCUUCAUCCGAAUUCCAGGCGGUUCCCUGAAGAAAGUUCUCCUAAUGGAUGGAUACAAUAUAGGACGAAGAGAGAAAACCUCGACUGGAUAUGUAUCCUUAUCGAAAGAGUUUGUGGCUUAUCGAGACUACAAAACAGGGGAAAUAAUUGAUGUUUUGAUUAAUCCAUUAACGAACGUUCCAAAUGAAGUGUUCUUUAUCACCAACGAUCCGGUCAACGAGAACUUUACGUAUGGGAAACUCAUUCCGUUCACACGACUGAAAAACGACAGAGUUACGUUCAGCAACGACAUUUUCUUGGAAUAUGAAAACGUACUCGAUCCACAGCAUUACGGCAAAUUUUCAGCCGGACCGUUAUUUGUUGGGAACGAACUUUUCCAAUUCCAUACACGUUACAGCGAUUUAGCUACGACUUCGAUCCCAAAUUUAAACGUAACAAUCUCCUGGUCAAGACGUUCACCGUUUCUACCUUGGUUCGAGAUGGGGGAAACGGAUGGUCACCUGUACUACGUUUCCACCAGUUGGAAAUGUGUGAAAGGUUUCGGCGAUAUCCCAGAUGAUAUCAUGAACAUCGUUAGAAGAAAGUACCCAAAGUUCUUAGAAGCUCCGAAGACGUAUGAAGUCCCAAACGAAACUUCGUAUUCUUCAUUUAAGGCCGUUAUUGAUCAAAGGCGGAAGGAAGGCAAACCCGACAUCAUCAUACCGGAAGUGGGAAUUCGCGCCAAUCUCAGAUUGAAGCCAACGGGGUUAGAUCCAAAAGUGUAUGAAAGUUUAGCCAAACUGAAAAGUUUCCGAGUUGGAUUCAGUGGAACUGUCUAUUCCCAAAUAAAAGGUCAAGGGUCGAUCACACUUUUUAACGUGAAGGGCGAGGUCACGAGUAAAAUGCGGUUUACACCAGACGGACUCAAAACUACUGUUCACUUCAGUGGACACUUCCGCGAUCCCGGAACUGGUGAAAUAUUGAAACGCUGGAUAAAUCCUUUGACUCAUCGUAAAAACAUUGUGCCACCUCUGAUAGGGAAAUACACUCAUACGUUAAUAAAGGGAGACGACUCAUUUUGGUCCCAUUCGAUUCCUUAUCUUGAUGAAACGUCAGUUGAAGGGGCGAUUUCGUUCUCACAAUACAACAAGAAUACCAAGUUGGAGGAUUGGAGCGUUCACACAUUGGACGUCUACUUCACAGACGCAGAUCUAAAGGCGGGAAAUCCGUACAUGUAUGGCGCCUGGUAUGUAUACUCCUCGUGGCCAGAGUGGAUGGAAAUGGCCGGCGCUGAGGGUAUACUAAUUUGGAGAAUUAAUAUAGAAAUACUUCGAUAAUGUUGAAACCUACAGUCAAACUUGUAAGAGAGGCCACCCGUACUCAGCGUGAACAAAAUCGGCCCAAAAUAUCUAACAUUUUUUUAUGGCGGUGAAUCACGCGGGUGUAAAACGGCUACACGCACGAUUCUGAAAUUCGCCGCGAUCGGGAGAUAAAAUGCACUCGCCUAACCCCAGCAUAAAAGUAAUUAUCUAUCAAAAGGUAAAAUAUUACAAAAUGUAUUUAACUUUUAUUUCAUUAUGAUUGUAACAAACAAAAUUAAAAUAAAAUGGAGUCAAUCUUUUCUGAUUUCUCAUUUGCAUAAUCGUACUGCCCCGUACCAAUUUAACUAUAACACAGAAUCAGUAACUUUUUCAACUGUAAGACGUUUUAUUCAGAUGUGUUUGAUGAACACAAUAAAAGCCAAGUUGGAAAAAAAUACUAAUCUUAAUCAGGGUUAAAGACUGAAAUAUCUAGAUACUUUUCUGAUAGAGCCAUCAUGGUUUUAGUCUGGCUUAUCCAAACACUUUCAAGGUUAAAAGACUGGUAUAUCCAGACACCAAUCUGACGAGGCAUCCUGGUUAUAGCCUGGCAUAUCCAGACCUUUUUCCAAUUUUGUUGUUAGACUGGUACAUCCAUACAUUUAUUUGUUGAGGAACAAUAUAGCCUGUCAUAUCCAGACACUUAUAUGAUUAAGUUAUAAGACUGGCAUAUCCAGACACUGAUCGGACGCCACAGUUUGAGUAUUACUAGUAACUGAAAUAGAUUCUAAAACAGAUCCUGAUUGGUCUAAAACAGUCACCUGAUUGGUUGAACCGAGUUGCUGUAUGUCCGAUAACGGCAUACUGUGAUUAGACGUUGAAACAUUAGCCACAUGGAUUCUAUCCAUGCCUAACAUUGAGUUUUCUUGAUCCUCGGUCUCUAAAUCGUCUAAAGCUAUCGUCUGUAAAGCAGAGGACUCCGAUUGACCCUGGGCACCCAAAAUUGUGGAAGGGUCUUUACCAUCUUGUAAUGCUACUUUGCCUAAUAAAUCUAAGUUAUACGAAGACCGAUUUUGAGACUGACUCGAAUUUUUCUGCCCUAAGUCCAACAUUUCAUUCUUGUUGGGUUCAUCCUCGUCAACAGUCAGAUCAUCUGUGGGCGCUGGAGAAGACGCCCCACUGUUUAUGACGUACUGAUCCGAAACCUCGAUACUUUCAUAACGCACAGUCUGUAACCUCCAAAAUCCAUCAUCGUGAAGUUUG